Molecule: messenger RNA, 4364 nt
Organism: Mercenaria mercenaria
Lineage: Eukaryota; Metazoa; Mollusca; Bivalvia; Venerida; Veneridae
Product: sodium-dependent glucose transporter 1-like
Exons: 3
Coding region: 971-2572 (533 amino acids)
Biological process (GO): transmembrane transport
Source: RefSeq, a predicted model, not a curated record
UAAACAUACCACUGUAAAAACGUCCAUAUAGUAUUUAUUUAUUUUAAACAUAUGAUCGAAACCAACACUGUUACAGUUCUAUAUCAUGAUGACGUGUUUAAAUGACGUCACUUAUUUUAAAACCGAAUCCAUAAUGAAAUCAACAGGUAGGGAAGCUCCGAUACCACUCGGCAUUUCCCGCCCUCUAACAAAGUCUUUAAACUCGCUAGACCAUCGUGAUAAUUAUCGCUAGUCCUUAGAAUUCGCUGGUAGAUUCUAUCUUUUCUGUUCAAUUAACAGCUCAAAUAGCGAAAUUUAACACUCUUCGUGAGGUUUUUAACACCAUAAUUAUCGACAAGUAUUGCGUCAUAAACCUCGCGAAGAUUGUUAAAUUUCGCAACUACAUUGCCAUUUGUUGCUUUGCUAGCGAAAUGAUCCGAACAGGACACCAUAUACUAAAGACAUGAAUUCUUGAUUGCUCAGCGCGAUUACGGAAUAACAGCCCUCUGAAUGAAAAAUUUAUUUAGGUCUACGACCCUUACUGCAUUAUGCACAUCUUUGGGUUAAUCUGUAUUCGGGCCGUGCAAUCAAGUAUUAAUCCCUAAAUAAUAAGACCCGACGAAAACAUGGAAAAGGUUUAAGGCUCAUCAUUUUUUUGGCGACGCUUAUAUAUACAUGCUAAAAUGUAAUCCACGUAGAAAAUUGUUCGUUUAUAUUUUAUUCAAAAGGCUCUUAAAUUUGAAAACCAAUAUUGUUGGCCACUGCAUAUAGACCUGUAGAUAUGAUAUAAACUUUGAUAGUGUUAAAACGCUUGCUUAAACGUGCCUGCUAGCACUUCUUUUAUAUCGUAAGCUAAGCUGAGAAUAAAGGAUACGUCGUAUUGUUUGACAACUGCCUUUGAAUACUUUCAAAUAAAAGCAAUAAAAGUUAAUUAGUUCUAUCAUUUUUUUCUAAAGUAAAAUAAAAAAAGUUUUAUAUUUCAUACCGAAAAAUGCAAACGGGCUCCGAAAAUGCUUGUGAAAUAUCAUCGAGGUAUUCAUCAGACAGUCAAGGCAUAAUGGUGAGACUGCGGAAGGAUUCUUUGUAUCGGAAGAAAUUAGUUCUCACACUAGCAGUGUUUUGGACAUAUGUUAUUUUAGGAUGGGUGAUUUUACAGAUCGGUACAGCCCUUCCAGACCUUCAGGUUUUGAUUUCCAUAGACCUUGAGACAGCGUCUUGGAUAUUCUCAACUUGGUCAAUAGGUUAUAUGGGUGGUUCGUUAGUUUGUGGCGUCUUAUAUGACAAAAUAAAUCGUCUUUUCCUGAUGUUUGUGUGUGCAUCCGGGACUUCCGUUUGCAGUUUUUGCUUACCACAAUUUAAAUCAUUUACCGUGAUAAUUGUCUUCCGGGCUCUGACAGGAAUUUUCUGUGGUGGACUCGACACAGGUGCAAAUACAAUCAUACCUUCAACAUGGGGAUCGGAUGCUGGACCUGCCAUGCAGGCUUUAUAUCUGUGCUAUAGCAUCGGUGGUAUUGUGUCCCCUCUUGCAACUGAACCUUUCAUGUCUCCAAAGCAAAAUAAAGAAUCAGCUGAAAAUGACGACCUAAACAUUUAUCGCAACAAUUACACAACUUUUUCCAAAACUGACAUUUUUGAACAAAAUGAUGUAAAUUCCACUUACUCCAAAAACUUUUCAGAGCAAGCUCAGAUAAUAAAUGCAACCUCAGACCAAUUUAAUAUGUCCACAGAUUCAAUGUAUAACGGUAACAUAGAUAAAGCAUUUGUGUUGACAUCCGGGUUAGUAUUAAGUUCAGCUAUCCCUUUCCUAGUUAUGCUCAUAAUAGGAGGCUACGAUCAUACAAUAACAUCAUUGGCCUCUUCUACCGAUAACACACAUGAGGAAAGCGACCCUCUUCAAGAGAAACCUGACGUGAUUAAUUUGAAAGAAAGACUUACUAAUAAGAUCAAAGGUAAACGUAAAAUUUUGGUUUUGGCAUUUGUUGCAGGUAUUAAUUUGGUAUACAGUGCUACAGAAGAUAGUUUAGGAGAUUUUCUUGUUACAUUUUCUUUACAUUACCUUGAAUGGGAGAAUUCCUCGUCUGUUACAUUGGUUUCCCUGUACUGGGUUAUAAGUUGCAUCGGUGGUCUUGGAGGGGUUUUUCUAGCUAAAACAUUUCGGCCGGCGAAGUUACUUUUAAUUUCACACCUUCUUUGGAUAGCUUCUUUUCUUGUAGCUUUACUUGCUAGUUUGUACAGAAUAGACAUCAUGCUAUGGAUAUUCAUUUCGGGCUCCGGGUUAUUCAUGACUCUUAUCAUACCUGCUAUUAUUUCAUGGACCGAAGAGAACGUAAGUCACAUUACCGGGCGUAUAUCGUCCUUGUUUAUGAUUGCAACAGGCUGUGGAAUUGCUGCAAAUCCUAUGUUCAUAGGAUAUAUGAUGGGGCAAUAUACCUAUGUUUCCUUUCUGUAUAUUCUUUUCUUCGAGUCGAUCCUCUGCUUUGGCUUUUACAUAUUAGCAGUAGUCUCACGGUAUGUCAGAAACAGCGACGAUCGUGAUGUAAAGUUAGAAAUAGUGAAGUCUGAGACAGCUGAUCGUUCUCAAAAACGAGAGUAGUAUAACAAAUGUUACUUUUUACAUGCCGACGACUGUGAAAUUGAAUGUGAACUAAAUGAUUAUUUGAAUAGUACUGUAAUAAGUGAAUAUGGCUUCUUUAUUUUCUUGCAUUAUGGACUGGAGUUUCAGGUACUUUCAUUAGCUCUAGAAUACUGUACAAGGGUCUAAGAUGACUCUCGUGCUUUUAAUGACAUCAUAAUGAUCUGCAUUUAUGAGGUAGAUAGGUUUUUUUUAUGUCAACGAUCAGUCCAUUGACAACAACUGAAAUAGGGGAUUUUUUUCUCAUCUAUUAGACAGACCUUUUUUCCGAAAAAAAUACUGGUGUUAGAUAAUCUUAUGUCACAUCGAUCACAAACUUUUUUAUUAUUCGACAUAUUUAUAGUUUGAAUGUGUUAUUUAUGCUUUAUUUAUGCCAGAAUACAUGCUCUCAGAUGACUGAGGUCCCAUCCUAGGUUUGAGACAUGGCAAAAUAUUUGGUAGAACUUUGUUUUUGGAAAAACGUCAGUUGGGAUUUCCUUAACUACAACUCAAGGGUGUGGUAUAGUCACUCCUCGUGUUAUUCUGUCUGUAUGUAUCAUUAUCAUAAAAUUAUAUGAUAAAUUCAUUAUCGCUUUAUAUAUAAUAAUCUGUAGCCAUAUAUGCGUACAUUUUAUCUUAGACAAGUUAUCAGAGAGUCAUCUAAAUUUUCAUGAGCUGAUAAGUAUUUAAUUUAGUCAGUUUAUCUGAUAGUUUCAGUUUAAUAUUUACACAUAUAUUUUGUUUAUUUCAAUACACAAUGCAUUUGGUUUUUUGUUAUUUGAUAUGUUGUUUCGCUAUUUUGUAAUAUGGAAUGCGCGAGAAGGCUUAGGAUGUGUAACACAAUGAUAGCGCGCAGGUCAGCUUUCAUAAUUUCGUUAAUUGAUCAUCGUUAUUUUUUACUAUCUGUUAUUGUUUCGGGUAAAAAAUUCAAAUAGUUCUUGAAAAUAACACAUUUGUUUGCAUGUUUAGAUCAUUGUUUAUAUUUACUACUCUAGCAAAUUUCGUUACGGUAGAAUGUUUUAUCCCGUCACGGUAGAAUGUUUUAUCCAUUAUGUUUUGACUUAAACAACUUUGUUUACUAUUGUAACUGGUCAGAUACUGCGAAAUUCUAAACUAAAAUUGAUUUCAUUGACUUUAAUUAUUUUAUUAUUGCUAUCGAUGGAACUUUAACUGAGUAAUCAAAAAUGUUAAUUACUUUUUUAGCUUGUCAACCAAUUGUUGUUAUUUAUUUCAUAAAAUAAUGUUUGUCAAUUAGAUUUGACCUUAAUUAUUUUGUUUAUUUCAGUACUAGUCAUUUCUUUACCGAGUACUGAAUGCUUCCUCAUCUGUUGUUAACAGUUGUAUAUGUAUAUACUCGACCUUUUAAAUGACAUGUCUAAAACUGCUAUGGAUAUUUUGAAAUGUAAAUAUGUUAUUUCGAAUCACUUCUUGAUAAAGGUAUAAAUACUCAGGACAAAAUCGAAUAAGAGGAAGCGAGUCGGAGAGACAGAGAGCGAGUUGAAGAGACACAAAAAGAAGUGAGAUCUGGAGCUGAGACGAUACGAAUAGGAAACUUAGAAAAAAAAAAGCUUUCAGGAAGAAGGAAAAUGUUUACAGAAAAGGACAAUGAUAUUGAACAACACAAGAUCUAUUUUGUAUGAAUAUUUUGACUCAUGGUUGGAGUUGUUACGUAAAUGUAACAUAGAACUUUAAGUUUAAGAAGCUAAUGUAUUUAUUUGUGGAUCAAUUCUCAGUAUAGCUCAUCUUUUAAAUAAACAUCUUUGUGUUAAUAGAA